AUGUCUGGCAACGAUAACCCCGGAAACUUCGCCAACCGCCCCAGGGAGGAGGUUCAGAACAUUGCUUCCAAGGGUGGACAGGCCAGUCAUAGCGGUGGCUUCGCCAGCCUUCCCAAGGAGCAGGUGCAGGAAAUUGCAUCCAAGGGUGGACAGGCCUCCAGUGGUUCCUUUGAGCCCGGAAGUGAGAAGGCUCGGGAGGCGGGCCGCAAGGGUGGUUCCAAGUAA
Messenger RNA from Trichoderma citrinoviride, 225 nucleotides. RefSeq lists its product as hypothetical. The transcript has 3 exons. NCBI's taxonomy places the organism in Eukaryota, Fungi, Ascomycota, Sordariomycetes, Hypocreales, Hypocreaceae. Bases 1 to 225 code for a protein of 74 amino acids. The record is from RefSeq and is a predicted model, not a curated record.